Labeo rohita (rohu) is the source of this 2205-nucleotide messenger RNA. RefSeq names its product tRNA methyltransferase 2 homolog A (gene trmt2a). The transcript has 12 exons. Gene Ontology annotation, molecular function: RNA binding; RNA methyltransferase activity. Gene Ontology annotation, biological process: RNA processing. The record is from RefSeq and is a predicted model, not a curated record. NCBI's taxonomy places the organism in Eukaryota, Metazoa, Chordata, Actinopteri, Cypriniformes, Cyprinidae. The coding region runs from base 142 to 1986 and encodes 614 amino acids.
CCGGUGUUCCCACAAUACGCUGCUUUUGACACGUGUUUCUAAAGAUGGCAACUUGCAUGUGCAUAACUGCACAGUGCUUUUAGAGCUGUUUAAUGAGUGGAGAACAGUUUAUAACAAGGAUAUUUGACAUUGCAGAGCAAAAUGACAGACGUUGCUGCCGACAAGAAUGAUCCAGCUGGUUCAUUACCCAACACAGAGAAGGAACCAGAUGACCUGAUAGAUGAGAAAAACCAAGAGAAUCAGCCAGCAGCAGCAGAAGAAAAAGAAGGAGAGGGUGCAGCAGGUGGCGUCUACCGUUACAUCAAAGGAGAUCUCUUCACCUCAGAGAUCUUUAAAGUUGAGAUUCAAAACUUGCCCAAGUACAUUGGUUUUAAUGACCUAAAGAAGUUCCUCAACAAGCAUGGGAUCAAUCCUCACAAAAUCAAGCUGUUCAACAAACAGAUGUUUGCCUUUGUCACGUUUAAGAACCAGGAGGAAAGGGACAAGGCCAUGAAGGCGGUGCACGGCAUGCAGUGGAAGAGUAAAGUGUUGAGUGUACGGCUGGCCAAGCCCAAAGCUGAUCCCAUCCUCAAGAAGAGGAAACAAGACGAGGAAGCGGAAGGUGGGCAGCCUGGUGCAAAACGUGCUGCUAGUAGCCAGGAGGUAGAGGAGGAUGAAGAAGAGCCUCUCAAUAUCCAGAUUGCCAAUGCCGUGACACCGUUGUGGAACGUGCCUUACGAAGAACAGCUGAAAAGGAAAGAGAAAGAAGUUGAAGGCGUCCUCCAGAAACUGACCAGAGAAAUUGGCAACAACAACAAAGCCAUGCUUCCCUGGUUGUUUGUUCAAAAAGAGAAGUACAACAAAAUGUGCUGCCCACUCGAGGCCAUACGACCAUCACCUGUGCAGACGGAGUACAGGAACAAGUGUGAGUUUGUUAUUGGAGUGGGUGCAGAUGGAGAGGAUAAGACAGUGGGUUUUCGUUUAGGUAAGUAUAAAGGAGGAUCCUGUGCAGUAGUGAGUCCAUCAGAAACCACCCAUGUGUCUUCUGAGGCCAAGAGGGUUGUGCAGGGUUUCCAGCAGUUCAUCAGGACAACUCCAUAUGCAGUAUACAGUCCAGAGACUUAUGAGGGCCACUGGCGGCAGCUAACAGUACGAACAACCAGGAUAAAGCAAACCAUGGCCAUUGUUUUCUUCAAUCCACAGAAACUCCAAGAAGAAGAAAUUGAGGAGCUGAAACGAAACCUGCGUCAGUAUUUUACUGAAGGAGAAGGAAAAGAAAGUGGAAUCACUUCAUUGUAUUUUGUGAGAAUGGGACAAAGGACAUCUUCAGGUACAGAGGACCUGCCAUGUGAGCAUGUGACUGGAGAAGAAUGGAUUCAUGAAGAGCUUCUCGGACUAAAAUUCCGCAUCUCUCCACACUCAUUUUUCCAGACAAACACCCCUGCUGCUGAGGUUCUGUACUCUGCUGUGGGUGAAUGGGCUCAGCUGGACCAGGACAGCACUGUGCUGGAUGUGUGCUGUGGAACUGGAACCAUCGGCAUCUCGCUGGCAAAGAGAGUGAAGAAAGUGAUUGGCAUAGAGUUGUGCCAGGAGGCAGUGGAAGAUGCUAAGUCUAACGCUGAAGCUAAUGGCUUGACCAAUGUGGAAUUCCACUGUGGGAAGGCUGAAGACGUGUUCCCUACUGUUCUCAAUGCAGUUGUAUCCCCCAACGUCACAGCAAUCGUUGACCCUCCAAGAGCAGGGCUACAUUCCAAAGUUGUUCUAGCUAUCAGAAGAGCAGAGCAUCUGAAGAGACUCGUCUACGUCGCCUGCAAUGCCAAAGCAGCUAUGAACAAUUUUAUUGAUCUCUGCAGAGCUCCUUCUAACCGCGUGAAAGGUGCCCCUUUCCGUCCAGUGAGAGCUAUGGCUGUUGACCUCUUCCCACAGACCAUGCACUGUGAAACCAUCCUCCUGUUUGAAAGAGUGGACUACAGCUCCAACACUGACACUCAGACUACAGAGUCCUGAACCUGUGCUAUCUUCACCAUCUGUCAAGCCAGCAGUUGUUUCUCUUCCAUUCAGAAACACUUUGAUGGUAGUGUUUGGUGACAAACUCAAAUGUUCACUUUCUCUUUAGAUUUCAAGUGACUUGAUCAAAGUGCUAAAAACCAUGUUUUUUUUUUUUUUUGUAUACCACAUUAUUUGUAUCUUUCGUUUGCAUUAAAAACAACCCAGUCAAAAACAGCA